Messenger RNA from Torulaspora delbrueckii, 1389 nucleotides. It is a transcript of the gene PTC6, whose product is annotated as type 2C protein phosphatase PTC6. The record is from RefSeq and is a predicted model, not a curated record. NCBI's taxonomy places the organism in Eukaryota, Fungi, Ascomycota, Saccharomycetes, Saccharomycetales, Saccharomycetaceae. The coding region runs from base 1 to 1389 and encodes 462 amino acids. The transcript has a single exon. Gene Ontology annotation, biological process: protein dephosphorylation. Gene Ontology annotation, molecular function: protein serine/threonine phosphatase activity.
AUGGGGAGGACUCAAUCUUUUGUGCAUUUAAAGCCCGCGAAUGCGGUUGCUACUGCCAGGGUUGGUGGGAAGUCUCCUAUGCUCAGGGUGCAUUUGGAUCGGUUCCCUAGUGUGAUAGGACACUGUUCGAAUAGGAUUAACAGACGAUACAAUGAGGAUACCUAUGCUAUUAAUAUGUUGAAAUUACCCUCGUUAUCCCAAGAAUUGGCCAUGCUGAGAGAGGGAACAGAUCAAUGCUCUGAAUGGAGGAAGUCGGUGUUAAAUCUUUCGAUCUUUGACGGGCAUGGAGGUCAGGGAAGGGUUUCUAAGAUGCUCUCGGAGCAUUUACACACUUCGAUAGCUACUGCUUCACCGACACAGGAGCAACUGUUCCAGUUGCUCGAGCAAUAUCGAAACUUGAUCGGCGGUGAAUAUUGGGAGGAGUUAUAUGCAGGAAGGGAGGAGUUCUACACGAGGUUCAUUAAAAAUUGUAAUACCAAGCAGGAACAAGUAUUGUAUAAGCCGGAGAACUCGGGUUCGAGGAUGAUAUUUGACAAAUGGGGGAACAUCAUCGACAAGACUAGUUUGUUACACGAGCAGGAGCGACUUAGACUGUAUUACACUUUCUUAAAGUUCGAUCUGGACAGAUGCUGCGGAUUUGCAGAGGCAAAUCUUCCUUUCUCAAAACGGAUCGAGGCAUACUCAGGCGGUUCUACAGCUUCCUCGAUCUUUAUAUCGUCCUAUGAGGAACAGCGAUCGUUCGAUGAGUCCUUUUUCGUCUCGCCAGCGGGUCUGCUCAAGCUUGUUGUAACCCAAGUGGGUGAUACAAAGAUUAUCUUAUGUGACCAGAAUGGCAUCGCACAUAGUUUGACAAAGGCGCACCAUGCAUCAUCAUUGCGGGAGAGUAAUCGGCUGCACUCGAACGCUGCGAUGCAGAAGGAUUCGUUCGGUGAUACGAGGUUUCUCAAUAAUUUUGCCAAUACGAGGUCAUUUGGAGACCUAGUGGCCAAGCCCGAGGGGCUCACAAGCGAACCAGAUAUCUACUCAUAUCUGAUCGGCGGCACAUUGGACCUACCUCAUUCUGAGCGGUCUAAAUUGCAAUUUGGAGGUGACGAGUGCUUCAUUUGCCUGAUCACAGACGGUGUAUCAGAUCUCAUGUCGGACCAAGAACUCGCUGAUCUCAUUACCUCGACAGUAAACCUACGAGGACUCAAAGUGGGCACCCCACAGUACGUCGCAGAGGAAGUAAUCAAAUACAUCAUGGCAAUUGGUGGGAGACACGCAGAUAAUGCUACCUGUCUUAUCCUCAGACUCCCGAACUGGGGGAAUUGGCCCAACCUGGACCGGACUGGCGCCGCCAGAGAGUCAAAACUACUAGAUGCUUCCCAGGGAGACAGAACCGACGACUGA